This is a messenger RNA of Striga hermonthica, 708 nucleotides long. Lineage: Eukaryota; Viridiplantae; Streptophyta; Magnoliopsida; Lamiales; Orobanchaceae. The record is from the annotation of a GenBank genome assembly.
AUGAAUGACGAUAACCAUUAUUUGACCAGAAUGACGCCGGAUGAAAUUGCGGAACAUGUUAAGGAUAUUUGUCCAGAAUUUGGUGACCUUAACAUUGAAGAAGUUCUUCUAAUGCAGGAAAGCGCGUUUCAGUAUAUUCAGGUCAAUAAACAGAACAGAGGCAUGGCUUCAAGCUAUGGUGAAACAAGCAACACCAGUUCACUUUCGUUGCACGAGAAUGAGUCAUCAUCACGUGGGACAAGUGCCGAGCACCAAUUGGCUCACGAUGAAGACUUAGCAAGGGCCUUGGAGCUGGGGGAUGACUUUUAUAAUUUCGAUGUUCAGGAACUUGGUGCCAGUGCUGUUGGAUCAACUGUUAGAGAAUUGCCAAACCAGAGUGAGAGUCGAAACAUAAGGCAAGACGAGUUUGAUCCUGAUACAAUGACCUAUGAGGAACUGCAAUCACUUGGAGAAUCUGUUGGCAUAGAGAGCAGAGGGCUUUCGGCAGAUAUCAUUUCUCGGCUACCGACAUUCAAAUACAAAGUUGGUUUCUUCUCAAAGAAAAAGAAAGAAAAAGAAGAGUGCGUCAUAUGCUGCUCCGAAUACAAAAAUGGAGCUAAGUUGACUACUCUACCUUGCACGCACCAGUAUCAUUCGCAGUGUAUCACUCCUUGGUUGCAACAAAAUAAACAAUGCCCGAUUUGUCAGAAGGAGGUUCAAGAUGAGUAG